UGGAAGGGCGACUUUGUUCAUUGGUUCGGGGAUGGCCCUUUUUAUUGGGUGCUGUCUUCUUCAUUUUUAGAGGAGAGAGCUCUUUUUUUUUUUCCCCUUCCUUUUUGCAGCUGAUUUUGUGUGGGAAAAUUGGAUUCCAUUGAAGAAGAAGAAAUAAAAUGGAGGGAGGGUCAAAAAAUAACACAAACAAAGGGAAAAAAGAUGAGCUUUUUCAUGUCAUUCAUAAGGUUCCAGCUGGUGACACUCCCUAUGUUAGAGCAAAAUAUGCUCAGUUGAUAGAGAAGGAUCCUGAGAGUGCAAUUCUACUAUUUUGGGAAGCAAUAAAUACAGGAGACAGAAUAGAAAGUGCACUCAAAGACAUGGCAGUGGUAAUGAAGCAAGUUCAUAGGACCGAAGAAGCCAUUCAAAUCAUCAAAUCGUUCAGAUUCCUUUGCUCCAAAAACGCCCAAGAAUCCCUCGACAACGUUCUUAUCGACCUUUUAAAGAAAUGUGGGAGAAUUGAAGAGCAAAUUGAGCUGCUGAAGAGAAAACUGAGAAUGAUUUAUCAAGGAGAAGCUUUUCAUGGAAAGCCAACGAGAACAGCUCGCUCUCAUGGCAAGAAAUUUCAGGUUUCUGUCAAGCAAGAAACUUCUAGAUUAUUGGGAAAUCUGGGGUGGGCCUACAUGCAGAAGCCCAACUACAUGAUGGCGGAGGCAGUGUACAAGAAGGCCCAAAUGAUAGAUCCAGACCCGAAUAAGGCGUGCAAUUUGGGCCUUUGCCUGAUGAAACAGGGCCGGCUGAUCGAGGCCAUUUCGGUUCUAGAAGAAGUGUGGGAAGGAAAAAUUCCGGGCUCCGACCAAACCAAGGCCAAGAAACGGGCCGGAGACUUAUUGGCCGAAAUCAGGUCCAGACAGUCUCUGCCCGAUUCUAUUGAACUUUUGGGCCUCAGGUUUGACGCCGAUUUGCUUAAUGGGCUUGAGCAGUUGGUCACUGAAAGAGGCCCAUUUAGGUCCAAGAGGCUUCCCGUUUUUGAGGAAAUUUCUCCAUUUAGGGACCAAUUAGCAUGUAAUUAAUUAGUUAAUGAAUAUUUUCUUUUUAUAUUUUCUUUUUUUUUUUUUGUUGAGUUUGUAGGGUUAGGGGAUUUGUUGGUAUAUGGGCUGGUUGGUGUUUAUGAAUAAUGUGUCUGUCUCCCUUUGUAGAUAAAAAAAAAAAGGAAAAAAAAUGGAGUUCGAGGUGAAAAAUGUUUGUAUUAUUCUGUUAAAUAUGUAUUGACAGUUUGGAGAAUAUGUAAAAUCAGUAUUAG
Molecule: messenger RNA, 1282 nt
Organism: Momordica charantia (bitter melon)
Lineage: Eukaryota; Viridiplantae; Streptophyta; Magnoliopsida; Cucurbitales; Cucurbitaceae
Gene: ATSDI1
Product: Tetratricopeptide repeat (TPR)-like superfamily protein
Molecular function (GO): protein binding
Source: RefSeq, a predicted model, not a curated record